Molecule: messenger RNA, 555 nt
Organism: Megalopta genalis
Lineage: Eukaryota; Metazoa; Arthropoda; Insecta; Hymenoptera; Halictidae
Source: RefSeq, a predicted model, not a curated record
AGGGAUUUAAAUAAAAGAUUGCAAAACAAUUUGGAGGGAGCCAGCAAUUGUAUAACAAAGCUGCAGGAUUCAAGAAAUGAGAUUUUAAAAGAAUUAGUGGAUUUGAAAGGUCAGUACGAGCUGUUAUCCCAAGAGAAUGCUGAGAUCAAGACAACGUUUAAAUCGUACAAAUCCGAGCAAGAAUCUUCGUCUUUUUCGCUUGAUGAUAGUAAGUACAAUGCUGUGAUGCAAGAGAAAAAUAAAACUGCCUUGGAAUUGGAAGACAAAAAAUUGUUGUUAAAUCAAAAUGAUAAAGACAUUAAGGAAUAUUCUAGGCGCGCACUGGAAUUGACUGUUAAAAAUAGAGAUCUCAAUGAACUGUUGAAAAACCAUGCUACAAUCAUAGACGAACGUGAGAAGGAGAUCUCGAAGCUGAAAGAUAAAUUUUACCUCCAUCGAGUAGAGAAUAAACUGAUCAAGGAAUUGGAAGAAAAGUUACAAAAUCUCAGGGAGGAGAACAAAAAGCUUCAGGAAAAGCUCGAGUCUUUCAAAUCAAGACCACAAAUUGAUCUGGAA